GUGGGUGUGUGGGAACAGUGUAGGUUGAAUCUAUUGGUUGCAAUGUAUACUCAGAGGGUGUAGAUGGCGUAGGGCUGUGUGAGGAAGGUUUGAGUCGGGAUAUCAGGCAUUCCCGAUUGAGUUCAGUGGAAGAUGGCGGCGGAGGAUCGGGAACGGGAUCAGGCCCGCAGUGAUAGCGCGAAACAGAAGCGAAAAGAGCAGCUGAAGCGCUGGCUGGGCUCGGAGACCGAGCGGGAGCCCGAGCGGCCCCGCACCAAGUACGUCCGAGUCAAGUUCAAUGAGGGAGCCGUGUUCCUGGCAGCCUGUUCGAGCGGGGACCAAGACGAGGUGGAGAAGCUGCUGCAGAGGGGAGCUGACAUCAAUUACACCAACGUGGACGGUCUGACCGCCCUUCACCAGGCCUGCAUCGAUGAAAACCUGAGUAUGGUUACUUUUCUGCUGGAGCAUGGCGCCAAUGUCAAUCAGCCUGACAACGAGGGCUGGACAGCCCUACACGCAGCAGCCUCCUGUGGCUUCAUGGAGAUCACGGAGUACUUAAUUAAACAACGGGCCAAUGUGGCAUCUGUGAACAGUGAGGGUGAGUUGCCUAUUGACAUUGCCCAGGGGGAAGCUAUGGAGAAGAUGCUGAAGGAAGUCAUUAAAAAGCAAGGGAUCGACGUGGAGGUGGCCCGAAAGGAGGAGGAGCAACAGAUGAUCCAGGAUGCCAGGCAGUGGCUAAAUCGAGGGAGGGUGGAAGAUACUCGGCACCCAAAAACUGGAGCAAGUGCCCUUCAUGUUGCUGCAGCCAAAGGCUACUUGGAGGUCACAAAGUUGUUAAUCCAGGCUGGCUUUGAUGUAAACAGUCGAGACAAUGAUGGUUGGACUCCAUUACAUGCAGCUUCACAUUGGGGCAAAGAAGAGGUCUGCAGGUUGUUGGUGGAGAACUUGUGCGACAUGCAGGCUGUCAAUAAAGUGGGUCAAACUGCAUUGGAUGUUGCAGACGAAAACCUCUUGGAUCUGCUGGAGGAGCUACAGAAGAAACAGACAAUUCAGUUGAGGAUUGAGAAAGAGAAGCAAACCAAGAUGGAGGCCUCACUUAUUGAACUGUCAAAUGCCUCACAGCAACCAGCAUCGAGGAGCAGAAGGACUUCUAUUUCCCGUAUGAGCAGCAAAGAUAAAAUCUCAAUACAUGACAAGGAGCGCAAGACACUGGAGUCGGCAAUGCUGGAGCAUGUUAAUGACGAAGAGGAGGAUAGGAAGAAGCUGAAUGGCUCAAGUUCUGAGGAGGAGAUGCCUCAUGAAGUGGAAUCGGAUGCUGAGAAGGCCAGAGUCCGAUUAAACAUGAAUAACCUCACCAAACGGAACUUGACUGCUGACUCCCUCUCAUCUACCACUACAAGUAACAAGAGGUUCUCAGGUUCUCCCACCAAAGCAGCAACCCAUGAGGAGGAGAAGAAAGAGCAGCAGUCUCCGGCUGCGUGGCGUGCUGCCCUCCGCAAAACAGGGAGCUAUGGAACCCUCAAUAACAUGCAACCACCCCAGGAGGAGCAGAAAGGGAAAGAGAUUGGAAUUGUCCGGUCAGCAUCGAGUCCCAAGCUGACUCUGGCUGAAUCCAUGGAGAAGGAGAAAGAACCGCGGUUAGCACGUGUUCCACCCACUCCAACAAGGAAGCUCUUCACUAUUGGAGAUACCAGUGAGGACAAACCCAGUGAUUCUGCAGCCGCAGUGGCUCGAAGUGCCUCGUACACAAAGCAGCGAGAAGAUGACUCCGGCAUCCUGGCCCGGAGCUCAUCCUACACACGUAAACAGACAGAGUUGGAGAGCAACAAACAAGAUAAGGAUCUCAACAACAUUCUGCCAGGCAACACUGGUGUACUUACAGCAACAGUGCCUGGUUAUCCAAAGAGUCACAUGCUCCUGAAAAUGAUAGGCCGCAGCUAUAGUGCACAAGACUUCAGACUGCGUUCCAGAACAAUGUCACCUUCAAGACAUAAUGAUACUAACCCUGGUAAUGCUUCUGCCAGCUUCACCACUUUUAUAAGUGGAAGAAGGCAGGAGAGUCUCGCCAGUAGUUCUGCCCCAGGAUCUAUCAAUACAUUGUCGAAUACAAGCUCUUCCAAUCUUUCUAGUAGCCGUGGCUUAACAGCUGGUAUCUCAGCAACGUCUUCAGGUGACACAAGUCGCUCCCAGGCUCGAAACCAAGCAGGAAAUGGAGCAGAGAAAGGGAGCAAUCUAACCGCGCAAGGCACUGGUUACAGCUCUGAGAACCGUGAGAGACGCAGAUCCUAUCUCACCCCAGUUCGUGAUGAGGAAGCUGAAGCACAACGCAAGGCCCGUUCGCGACAUGCUCGUCAGUCUCGCAGGUCCACACAGGGUGUGACGCUGACAGACCUCCAAGAGGCUGAGAAAACGAUUGGGCUGCAGCGCGAGAAGAAAGCUGCAGAACAGGAGAAAGAGAAAGAGAAAGAGAAAGAAAAAGAAAAGGAAGAGAAAGAGAAAGAAGGAGAAGCUAAAGACUUUGCCUCGAAGUACAGAUAUAGCAGGAGCAGUCAGGAUGAGGAGAAGAACUGGCGUUCAAGGCUAGCCAACCUACAGAAAGCGGAUCUGCUGGGUCUGACUUCCUAUUCCACAGAUUCUAACCGUUCAAGCGUUCCAACCUACACCUACCACAAUGCUGUACAGCCCCUUGACAACAAAGAAUUGGAGAAAGCAAAAGAGGAGGAGAAGGAAUCAGAUGAUUCUUCUUUCAGAAGGUCUGGUACAAGAGACCGGAGACGGCCAAGGGGGAAACGAAGAUCAACAGGUGUGCAUUCCCUAUCACAAGAUGAUGAGAAUGACCAGGAUCUGUCAGAUGGUGAGGAUGUGGUAGGAUUACAGAAGAAACAGAUUGGUAAUCUGUCAAGGGAAGAAACCACCUCAAGAAACCAAUCAAGCAGAGGAGUGAACUAUUCGGAUUUGAGCCUGUAUUCUGCCCGGGCUGCUCGGGCUGAGAGCGAGACUAAUGGGCAAGGCUACAGAAAGUUGUAUGAAGUGCUUCAGAGAGAGAAUGUCCAGCUACAGGACCAGCUGCAGGAGACACAGAUGCAAAUUUCACAUACUAAAUUGGAGUUAGAGAAGGCUACACAGGCAAAGGAAGCUUACUGUAGAAAGGGAAAGAUGAAAACGGGAGUGGGCUCUCCAAGUGUGAAGUCGUUGACUUGCGUGGAAGGACUCACCCAGGAAUGCCACUCCAUGGCCCCCAUUGGAGAGGGUCUUGCAGGUGGUGACUCUAAAUCUGCAGAUGCAGGAAAGAUUUGCAGACAGGUCCGCCCAUCUGGAGAUGGAGAAAAAAGAGCGGAGAGCCUUAGAAAGAAGAAUCUCAGAACUUGAGGAAGAACUAAAGGUUUUAACAGAUUUAAGAGCUGACAACCAGAGACUGAAAGAUGAAAAUGGUGCACUGAUUCGUGUCAUCAGCAAACUUUCCAAGUAACUGGUCUUCACUUCAACACUUGCACAAAGCUUUCUGGAGUGAUGGGGUGUACUGCCACUGGUCUCCAUGUCCAGACGCUUGCCUCACCCUCUCUUUAGAGGGAUUGCUAAUCAAGCCACACCUAUUGCUAUUACAGUAGCACCUGGACUGCCAUCCGUGGGUAAUUUGGAAAGGCAUGUUCAUUGAAUUCUGUAUAAAUGAUGCUCAUAACCGGUACCUAUAUAGCCACACCACAGAGGAACAGCACUGCUGUGAGGAAUAGUUGUAAUGGGAAUCCAGAGCCUUUGAUGAUGACAACUGUCCCAAUCAACACACGAGACCACUCUUCACUCAUGUGACUUCGAUGACAAAACAGCACUUUGUUUUAUUCGUAGUACAUGACCGGUUGAAGAAAUGGACACUUUGUUGGUCAAAUUGGAGAGAUGGAACGGAGAGUUCUGCUUGACAGGCUCUUCAUUUUGAGUUGUUUUAUAAGGGAAUGAAACAGAAAAAGACUAAAGCAUAUUUUUUUUUAAUUAUUCUUUCGAUCUUCCAGCUACCUAAAGCCUCACCAGUUCCUCCAUACUACAUGGAACUUACUAUAGGGUUGUUCAUUACUGACCUCUGCAGACUGUUUUACAGAAUCGGGACUUGGAAAGAUAUAGUUAAGACUUUCCGGCAGUAUCCUAUUUCCCAAAAAUGUAUUGCACGUAUAUUCAUUACCCAGUGAGUAUUUUUAAGCUAGUUCCAAACUACUGCUGGUUUUGGAAGAGAUAGUUUAGAAGGACAGUAAAGCUCAAAUAAGAAAUCAUUUCUGCCAGGAAUGUAUGCAACCAAGCCAGUGAUAAAGCAAGGUUCAGUUUAAAAGGAACAGUUCUAAUAUCAGUCAUUGUUAUGUGAGUGUUACUUUUUAGUGGUUUGCAUGAGCAGAAAUGAUUAUAGGAAUCACCUGGAAUUGGAGAGAACCUGAAAUAUUGGCUGUCACUUGUGGCAGAUAGAGCUGAUGUUGAUUCCUGAGCUGGCGAGUUAUGAGGAGGGAGUAAAAAGGGGUAAAAUCUGUAUGCAAUGUAAUGGUAAUGCUUUUGUAAAAUUGAGACAAGAUUUUCUCCCAUUUGAAAUUGCACUAAUUUCCUCGGCCUCCCCUCAGCUCUUGUACUGUGGAAGUCCCUAAUUUUAUUAUUUGUCAAAUCCCCUCUUGCCAAAAAUCUUGUCUUUCCUGUAUCCUGUACCAGAGAAAAAGAGAACAAUUGUAAUUUAUCAGCUCUUUCCACUUUCCUUGCCAAAAGCAAAAAAAAAAUGCGCAAUAUAAACAUAACAGUCAGAAUGUAAAGUGUUGUGGUACCAAAGUAUGUGUUUACAGUGAGACAAUAUAUUUUUUAGAUUAUCAUUUUAUACAGCAUACCAUGAUAUAAAAACCCCUACCUAUGCAAAUUACUUUUCUAGUUUGCUAUAGUUCUGAGAAACACUUGUAUUUUUGUAGCACUUUGUUGUUUCGUUCAGAAAUUUCCCAGAACAUAAAGGUUAUUGUCGAAGGCACAAGUAGUUCCUACAAGUAUGACAGAUUAUAAGUUAAUUUGUUUUUAGUGAUGACUGAAAAAAGAAUGUUGACUAGGGCAUCAAUAAAAACACAGUACUUCUCUUUGAAUUUAAGUUUCCACCCAGUCUACUGGAAUAGGAAGUGGAUUUGAGUCAUCUUUUCUUCUAUCAGCUGGCCCUUCCAACAGUCACUUAAUACUGCAGAAUUUCAGCCAAGGCUGUAGUUUCAGCUCCUCAAGUGGAACUUGAACAAAAAAAAAUUCUGGAAAAGAGCUGCUGCAGUUUAAGAAUAAUCUAUGCAAGAGUAUUAAUUUUGUUUGUUCUUUCCUGUAUUUGUAGUGGGCACUAAUGAUCAGUUUUCCAAAUUAAUGCUGUACUUAUGUUGGGGAGUCUCUCAGUUUUGCCUGGAUUCCCCCUGGCUACUUAGUAAGGCAGUGAUUUGAUUAAACGGCUUCAAGGCCGCUGUUCAUAAUUUGUGAAAGUUUUAUCAGAUUAUACUAUCCGAUGCACUGAUGUUUGGUAGUCAGAGCUUUUGCAGGGAUUUCUGCAAAAGGUAAUGCUCCUCAUUGUUUACCUUCCACUUCAGAAGCCAUCACACUUUUAUUUUGCAGUCUCUUGUGAUAAGUAUCCAAGUAGACACCAUGUAUUCCACUGAAGAGUCUCUUACUGCAAACAGAAUGCUAACCAUUGAACCAAAGUAUAUAAUUUAACAACCCCAUGAAUUCCUUAGCACUUACGUAAAUUUAUCUCCUUUGGCAAGUUGGCGUAGGAAAUUAUAAUGUAACCUUUAAUCUUCUGAGGAUCAGAUUUAGAAAGUGGUCCAUCAAGAGGACUGGAUGUUGCUGCCUCAAGAAACUGCAGUAUAUGCAUUACCCAAAUGUCUCAGUUGUCUACAGCACUCAGACUUCAGAACUGUACUGAAUAUAUUUAUAAUGAGCCCUGAUGCCUCAUUCAUCCUUUGGCUUGUAAAUUUUCACUGUAGGUUGGAACAUUCACUGUCUAUUUGUACUAUUCAAAAUCUGCUGGAAAACUUAAUUGACAAGAGGUCAAGGUGAAUUUGGCUGAGAAGUCCCAUAGUUCCGGAGGUGUUGUGAUUUUAGGCAUUAUUAUCUAUUAGCUCACUAUUUGCGAGAUGCACAAUAUGAUUUUCUACCAUUUUUAUGCAUUACAUUUCGAGGUCAGCAGGAGUUGGAAUGUCCAGAUGCUAUGAAGGGCCCUAUUACUGGGAGGGUGGUUUAUUAAAAAGAUAACCAUUUUGCCCUUUAAAUGGGUUCCACAGAAAAACUGAAUAAUUUUAAAUCACAGCUACAUAUAAAGUACUCAGUAACUUUUCUAUUUCUGUAUCAUUAGGAGGCCAGUUGUUUUCAUGUACUUGUUCACUAUAAACUCAAACCAUUCAUAGUGGCACUGUGUUAGUGGACAUGUUGGCAUUAGGCAGAGGAGAGAAACGUCACAAGAAUUGGAUGAAAGUGUUUCCCUUGUCUGUCCUGGUUAGACAACUUGAGUAGAUAUCUGUGCUUACAUCUGUCAUUGGAAAUCCAAGAUUCAGAGAUCAGCACAUUUGGAAAAGCCGAGGAGAAAUGGGUUCAGGGCUUCCUUUAUGCUAUGUGUAUCGGGUGGGUAAACACUACACAUACUGCAUCACUUGUGCAAUAAUGCUGUGUUUAUCAUUUAUGCAAUAAUGUAUAAGUUACUUUACUAUAUGCUUGCCUGCAAAUUGCACAAAUUCUUGUUGUAUAAAAGCCACAAAUGUGUUUGAAACCAGUUCUAUAUAUUUCACCUGCCUUUCAAAUGUAAACUAUAUAUUCUUGUACAUUUUUAUGUUAAUAUUUAAAAGAAAAUUGUGUCAGACUAAUUCACAUCGACCAAUGGUUGGAAGUCGAUUUUUUUUUUGUCGAUAAAAUGGAGAGAGAGACAAGCUUCAUUUGUGAAGUGUCGUAAUGACUUUCCAUUACAAGCUACGUGGCUCUCAGGCUGUAUCUUCACUACCAAACUUCACCCUUCGCUUUUAUACUUGUGAUUUACUCUCAGGUCAAUGAAUUCCCAGUAAAGAGUCCUCAUUCUCACGCAGCAUUCAACCUCAGGCGUAAUUCGCCACUUAAUCUUGGGGUUGAAAAAAAGACCUUUCAUCCCAAUCCUUAGUCUUGAACUCUCUGAAGCCCCUUUUAUUUCCUAUAGGUUAGUUUUCCCCAACUCAUACCCACCCCCCAAUUACUUCGAUUAAACCUCUUCACAAUAUAACUUGACUGUUGGCCUGGUUGAGAACCUCCAUUGGGUUCAAUUUCCAUAGUGCUUGACAGACAAGGUGAGCAAUUGGACGCACACUGUUUUAGGUACUUCUGUAGUUAACAUGACUAUAAAAGCAGAAGUUCUGAAAUAUUCCACUUAUAGUUGAUACUCAGUGUCAUGGAGCAGACACUACCCUUUUGCCUUUAGAGUUAAACUUAAUCUAGCCCAUACAAAAAGGAUACUGAAGUUCCCCCUUUCAUAUGAUUCAAGGAUGUCAACACUAAGUGCUGACACUCGAUGAAGACUGUUAGCCAAAUUAAGUUGUAUCCAUUGAAUUUAUUUUUCAGGAAAUGUUAUAAGAUUUGAGGGCAAUUGUUUACUGGUGCUGUGAGGACAUUUCCAUUUAAAGUUCGCUCAAGAGAAAAACUGAAAUCCCCAAGUCAUUUAUGUGAGAGCCAAACAAGGCACUUUUAAAAAAGGUUAAUUAGGAUUUUGUUGAGUUAACCUAUGCUGCGUUUCAUCCGGGAAUACAUAAUACUGAUAGUAAGUUUAAAAGUAAAAAUAUGUCUGAUUUCAGCACUGACAUUCCUCACAUUGAGCACAAUAUGCACCAAAAAUAAAAAAGAUAUAUUUUACAAAAAAAUGCAGACUUUUGAUGUAGCUCUUUCUCUUGUGGCUUCCAAAUUUUGUGUUUUACUUUAAAGCUAUUGAUCCUGUCUCCAAAAAGCUAUGUCCAUGGAACUGAUUUCAUAGAGGAAAGCCUUCUCAGAAUUCUGUGCUGUAAAUAUAAUGGAUCACAUUAAGCAAGCAAACAGUAUAUUAGUACAUAUCCAAUUUAAGCAGAGUCCUUUUUGCUCCUCAUUUGGCAAGCCAACAUAGAUCCAUCAGCCCUCAAUCAUGGUCAACUCCCUCUAUGGCCUUGUUUUUCCUAUCUCUGUUGUAAAUAUUUUCAGCUUGAUAACCCUCUGACCACCUUCCUUCCUCCAGUACUGGUCCCCAAUGCAAUCAUGUUUUCUUGGGCUGCAAGUUCUUUAUCAUCAGCAUGUUUUUGACAUUUAAUGUGUUUUCUCUCCAAAGUUUCAGAGAGACCUGCUGAGUAUACCAAGCAGUUGAUUUUGUGAACCUUGAAUGCUGUCAUUUCAAUGCUCACAACAAAACUCAUUACAUAAUCUAAUCACCAUCCUACGAUCAAGCUGACAUUUAAGAGGUUCCGUGGAUCAUACAUUCGCCUUGUUCCCAGGGUCUUUUGGUAAGAACUAGGCCCUUCAGCCCACCAUGGCAAUACUGACUAUGAAGUACCCAUCCCAUUUACCAGCCCUUGAUCUGUAGUCGGCUGACUGAUUCAGUUACUUCUUCCCUCGCUCGCUCAUGUAAUGCAUUCCAGAUUCUGAACAUCCUUUGCUUGAAAAAAAAAGUCUUCAAAUCCUCUGAACCUCCUACCCCUAUCCCAAAACCUAUUCCAUCCAUAAUCUGUCUGAAGGUACCCAGAGAAUUGCACCUAUAGAGCUUCCUUUCUGUUGUGUUCACAUGAAUUUAUUCUUAACCCCGCCCCAUCCCAAACCAUUGUCUCUCGUUUGCUGCCAUUGCCCAUGUCAUUUUAUCUGAGAGCACACUAUCAGUUUCCACAGGCACUUUAAUAAGCUCUUCUUUAUUAUCUCACCCCAGUCUACAGUAUUCAACUAGUCUGUGUUUGUUUAGCACCAAGUAUGCAAAGAUUUGAAAUUUCCUCCAACCGGUGACUGGAAAGUUAACAACUUUCAUCUUUGGUGACUACAAUAAACUGUAAUUACUACCUUAA
Messenger RNA from Hypanus sabinus (Atlantic stingray), 8990 nucleotides. RefSeq names its product protein phosphatase 1 regulatory subunit 12A-like. The record is from RefSeq and is a predicted model, not a curated record. Lineage: Eukaryota; Metazoa; Chordata; Chondrichthyes; Myliobatiformes; Dasyatidae. Gene Ontology annotation, biological process: signal transduction. Gene Ontology annotation, molecular function: enzyme inhibitor activity; phosphatase regulator activity; protein kinase binding. The coding region runs from base 133 to 3348 and encodes 1071 amino acids. The transcript is spliced from 27 exons. Gene Ontology annotation, cellular component: cytoplasm.